This is a messenger RNA of Chrysochloris asiatica (Cape golden mole), 2112 nucleotides long. It is a transcript of the gene ZBED1, whose product is annotated as zinc finger, BED-type containing 1. The record is from RefSeq and is a predicted model, not a curated record. Gene Ontology annotation, molecular function: protein dimerization activity; DNA binding. The transcript has a single exon. Lineage: Eukaryota; Metazoa; Chordata; Mammalia; Afrosoricida; Chrysochloridae. Gene Ontology annotation, cellular component: nucleus. Gene Ontology annotation, biological process: regulation of transcription by RNA polymerase II. The coding region runs from base 16 to 2112 and encodes 698 amino acids.
CCCGGCGGAACCGUGAUGGACAACAAGGGCCUAGACCAGGGCUCGCCGGCCGACCUGAAGUUGGUGGCGCACCCUCGCGCCAAGAGCAAGGUGUGGAAGUACUUUGGCUUCGACACGGACGCGGAGGGAUGCAUCCAGCAAUGGAAGAAGAUAUACUGUCGAAUCUGCAUGGCUCAGAUCGCGUACUCCGGCAACACCUCCAACCUGUCCUACCACUUGGAGAAGAACCACCCCGAGGAAUUCUGUGAGUUUGUCAAGAGCAACACAGAGCAGAUGCGGGAAGCCUUUGCCACUGCCUUCUCCAAGCUCAAGCCCGACGCCUCGCAGCAGGUUGUUCAGGAACCCCUGGCUGCCAAGUCGGGCCACAGCUACGAGAGCAAGAAACAGCAGGAGCUAACAGCCGCCGUGAUGGGCUUCAUCUGCGAGGGCCUCUACCCUGUGUCUGUGGUGGACGAGCCCACGUUCCGGCUCCUGCUCAAGACGGCCGAGCCUCGGUACGAGCUUCCGGGCAGGAAAUUCUUCUGCACCAAGGCCAUCCCCGAGAAGUACGGCGCUGUCCGCGAGGCUGUGCUCCGGGAGCUCGGGGACGCGCUGUGGGUGGGCGUGUCCAUGGACGUUUGGCGGAGCGGCAACCAGAACCGAGCCUACGUCACUCUGGCUGCCCACUUCCUCUCUAGCAUGCCCCCCAACUCCCUCUCACUGGGCUCCCGCUGCCUCAAGACUUUCGAGGUUCCUGAGGAGAACACGGCCGAGACCAUCACCCGGGUCCUCUAUGAGAUCUUCAUCGAGUGGGGUCUCAGCUCCAAGGUCUUCGGGGCCACCACGGACUACGGCAAGGACAUCGCCAAAGCGUGCUCAUUGCUGGACAUUCCCAUCCACAUGCCGUGCCUGGGGCAGACCUUCAACGCCGGCAUACAGCAGGCCUUUCAGCUGCCCAAGCUGGGCAGCCUGCUGUCCAGGUGCCAGAAGAUGGUGGAGUAUUUCCAGCAGUCCACGGUAGCCAUGUACAUGUUGUUCGAGAAACAGAAGCAGAAGGACAUCCCUCACGGCAUGCUGGUCAGUAACCGCGUGUCUUGGUGGGGCAGUACGCUGGCCAUGCUGAGAUGCUUGCACGAACAGCAGUUUGUCAUCACGGCCGUGCUAGUGGAAGACAGUAACAACCACCACCUAAUGCUGGAAGCUUCCGAGUGGGCCACCAUCGAAGGCCUCCUCAGUCUUCUGCAACCUUUCAAGCAGGUGGCUGAGAUGUUGUCCGCCUCCAAGUACCCCACUAUCAGCAUGGUGAAACCCCUCCUCCACAUGCUUCUCAACACCACGCUCAACAUCAAGGAGACGGAUCCCAAGGAGAUCAGGAUGGCCAAAGAAAUCAUUGCCAAGGAGCUGUCCAAGACGUAUCAGGAGGCGCCCGAGAUAGACAUGUUCCUCAACGUGGCCACCUUCCUGGACCCUCGCUACAAGAAGCUGCCCUUCCUCUCGGCGUUCGAGCGUCAGCAGGUCGAGAACAGGGUGGUGGAGGAAGCCAAGGGGCUCUUGGAUAAGGUCAAAGACAGCAGCUACCGGGCGGCGGCCGAGGACAAGAUGUAUGUGCUCCCCGAGGAACCUCCGGUGAAGAAGCUCGUGUUGCCGUCCACGCCACCGCCCACCAAUGUCAUCAACAACAUGCUGGCCGAGAUCUUCUGCCAGGCGGGGGGCGUGGAGGACCAGGAAGAGUGGCACGCUCAAGUGAUUGAGGAGCUCAGCAACUUCAAGUCCCAGAAAGUGCUGGGACUUGGCGAAGACCCCCUGAAGUGGUGGGCUGACCGCCUGGCUCUCUUCCCCUUGCUCCCCAAAGUGCUGCAGAAAUACUGGUGCGUGGCGGCCACCCGUGUCUUCCCCGAGCGCCUCUUUGGCUCCUCGGCCAACGUGGUCAGCGCCAAGCGGAACCGGCUGGCCCCCGCGCACGUGGACGAGCAGAUCUUCCUGUAUGAGAACACACGCAGUGGGACGGAAGCCGAGCUGGAAGAUGAGGACGAAGGGGAGUGGGGUCUCAACCAGGAGCAGGUCUUCCCCAUGGGGGACGCGGUUGGCGUGGGCAGCGGAUUCUUUGGGAUGCGGGAUGGAACGUUCAUUUAG